Messenger RNA from Homalodisca vitripennis (glassy-winged sharpshooter), 3894 nucleotides. RefSeq names its product DNA-dependent protein kinase catalytic subunit-like. Gene Ontology annotation, cellular component: nucleus. The record is from RefSeq and is a predicted model, not a curated record. NCBI's taxonomy places the organism in Eukaryota, Metazoa, Arthropoda, Insecta, Hemiptera, Cicadellidae. Gene Ontology annotation, biological process: intrinsic apoptotic signaling pathway in response to DNA damage; double-strand break repair via nonhomologous end joining; telomere maintenance. Gene Ontology annotation, molecular function: DNA-dependent protein kinase activity; protein binding.
CUCUCCCGAUGUGCAAGUGGCCACUCUCAGGUUUGUCAAGAAACUGAUGGUGAGCCUCACACCUGCUGAGAUGAGUGAACUACUGCCUGCUGUAAUGUCUCAGAAGAACAACAAGCGGGUUGAGUUUCGACAAGAGGUCUAUGACAUCGUGUCCUGGCUGUACGAUAAUUACAAACUGUUGAGAGACGAGAGAGCGCAGGCCCUGAUGAAGGAGGCUCAGACUGUACUUGUUGCUGGAUUGACUGAUCCAGACAAACAAUUGCGGGACAAACUCUAUGAGUUCUGGACUGUCAAUGACCACCUUGCACAAAACAACAGUUGCAGUCGUUUGGUGGAUAUCCUCAGGAAAUUGUACUCUCCUUCGUGUGAAGAUAUGUUUCUACCAAUCGUCAUUAACCUCUUGCUCCAGAUCUGUGAACAGACAAAUGAGUUUAACCAGAACAUCUUUGAUAAUCCAUUGGAGAAUUGUGCCUUUGAAAAAUAUCAUGUGUCAGGAUCGUGGCGCACUCAACAUGCUGCACUUGUUCCGAUGUUUGCCGACACACUGGCCAGCCAACUGUCCUCGUCCUCUCUUGAUUCUCUGGACUCUCUCUCCAACAUCCAAUUCCAGUUGAGGGCUACACAGUCACAGUCCUCCUUGUACUCCUCCAGUCUCAUAGUGUCAAUGUCAGGCAGUGAUGAUGAAGAGGCUAGUCUGUACAGUUUCGGAGGCCAGAGUACAUCAAUGAGUCGUUCAUUUAAACAGGGAAAAGACUUUGGGUCUCGUCUCCUCACACCGAUCGACACAACAGAUGGAGGCUCACAGACACAGUCGCCAAAACCGACACUUCAACGCAAAAGAUUGCUGAAGGACCAGAACAAGGUGGGCCGUCAGAUGGCCAGGGAGAACACGGCCAAGGCGGACAGGCAGGAGCGGUUGCUGGCAGAGCGAGUGAAACGGAGGGAGGGAGAGGUGCGACUCACUCGAGAAUAUCGGAAGGGUGACUUUCCUGACAUUGAAAUACCACGUUGCAGUGUCAUCAGAGCUCUGCAGACAUUGGCCAGGAGAGACCAGUUGGUAGCAAGACAGCUGCUGGUGUGUCUGUACAAGGGACUGGAGAAGACACAGGAGAAUAUAGCCGGACUGUCAGCUGCCCUAGAUAACAUUCUGAAAACCUCCACCAGACACUUGCCUAUACUAAUGGCCUCUGUGCUGGAGAUGUGCCUGGUCAGACCUGAACACUGCCUUACCCCCACAGCCACCAUUACUGAUGUGUGCAAGAACAGCCACCAGAUGUCUCUAGGAGUGUUGUUAAUAGAAGCCAAGCUGAUGGCUAACAGCGGUAGGCAGCCUCCUACCAAGAGAGCCCGAGGCAGCGCCCAUGCAGAUGACUGGGUGUACCUCGCAGAGAUAUACCACAGUAUGGAAGAAAAGGAUGUGGUGCAAGGCCUGUUUGAGGACAAGAUUGCUGAGGCAUGUGCUAACUCUGUGAGGGAGGCUCUGCAGGUUGAGGAUGAGAGGCGUUGGAAGUUUGCUUUGCAGCUUUACACCCAAUCUCUGCCAAACAGCAAAGACAGUCCUGCAGAGAACUUUCUGUACGAGGCUUGUUUCAAGUGCUUCGCUCACCUGUCAGAUUGGACAAAAUUGAAUGACACCUUGAAGAAAGUUCAGCUGGAGGGUGUACUAGAUGAUAUUUGGACUGAUGACUGGAACAAAGACCACCUUUUGCCCUGGCUGUUCCUGUCGGAGAUCCACUGUACGCAGAACACCAGUGUGCUGUCUGUGGCAGACGACUUCAACAGGGCCUUGUCACAAUGGCUGGCUGACAACCAGAAGUCUGAACAUAUCAGGUCACACCUGGGGGAGUAUCUGAGUGUCAUAGAAAUAGUAAAGGAUGACGUACAGCGAAGUAAGAUGACCUGCGAGAAUAGUCUCCUGCAGUUCCUGAGUACGUGGCAACAGUUGGACUCUCUUUCCAACAACCUGCGAUCCCACCACCUGCUCAGUUUGCAAUCCAUUAUGGACAUCCAUCACUUUCUAUCACUACCGUCCACUGCGUCAGGUGACUGGGCCAACAAAGUUAACCGCCUUCUGGAUCAGUGGAACAAGACUGACCCUACAGCCAGAGAUGAUCUCGUCGCCUGGGAGACACGGGCCGUGUAUAGGAAUAUAUUUGCUUCUAAACUGGAGCCCAGUGCAACAGUGGAGAGUCUCAAGAUGAAACUAAAACGUUUUAAGGCUGAAACUCAACUGAAGAUUGUGAAGUGUGCUUUGGAGCAGCGGAACUUUUAUGUCACCUCUAAGUACACGGGGAAAACUAAACACGAGGUGAGCGUUGUAGCAGAUAGAAACUGGUGGGAACUGUACAAUUCCAGAUGUUUUCUGCUCAGGGCUCAGCUGGAGCGGGAUCCCACCAGCCUUAAGGUGCAGAAGACUCUAAAUGCUUGGGAAGGCAUCAAGAGGUUACAAGGAAGAAAUUCAACAAUGGGCCUGGAGGCUUCGCUAAGUCUAGCCCUCCUUUAUCACACUGCCGAGUUCUACUCAACAUUGCUGUGUGUAGUACAGAAGGCUCCUGCUGUGGUGGACCAGUUGGCUGAAGAUGUGAGACAGAGGCUAGACCAGCACCUAGACCCUACAGCGGGGGAUAUCCCGUCCCAGCUGAAGACCCAAGUGUUCAACUGCUUGCAACAAGCUGUAGGAGUGGCCCAACGAGCCGAUAGUCUGGCCGACUCGUACUUCAGACUGGUUCGCUUCUGUCACAAGCAAGAAGAUCCAAUGUACCAUGCUGAACUGAUAAAGUCACUGCUGAGGGCAAUGAAGCAUGGCUCAGCGGAGGCUCGAAGGCUCUUUCCUUGCUUAUUGGAGCUCCCAUUGCUUCUUCACAAGGAUCUGUUCAUCAAUGAAAGUAGCCAAGUACCUGAGUGGAUGUUUCUGACUUGGGUGAGUCAACUGUUGGCUAGCCUGGACACAGAGAUAGGGAGCGUGUUGGCACGACUGCUGGUACAGCUGGCCACUGUCUACCCGAAGGCUCUACAGUUCCCCUUCCAGCUCAGCUGUGAGAUGUACAAACACGACUACCCCAUCACCAACCUCACAGUAAACAGUUUGAAACCUCUGCUGGCCCUGGACACCCAAACUGCAACGACAGUCCAAGCCUUGGCUUGUGUCUGCCAACCACAUUACUGUCUGGCCUAUCAUCUGGACAGGCUGAUUACGGCUCUGGCUCAGGACACGGAUUCAAUUAAUGAGAUAUAUCUCCAGAUGAAGACCGAAGCAUACCCGCCUGAAGGAGGGGAUAGAAUAAAAGGCAGGGCCUUCAGUGACUUGAAAAAAUUCACUGUUGAAAUUGAGGAAGUAAUAACUAAGUACUUUAAGAAAAAGUUGACAAAAGUGCAGUGUGAAAACAUGCUGAAAGAGAAGCUGGAGGCUGUGAAACUGGAUAAUAAAAGUAAAGAAACAGAGAUCAAGCGAAACAAGCGGAUAGACCUAGCAAGUUUCAGUCCGUGGCUGGCCGACGGGUAUGAGGGUGAGGUAGAGAUUCCGGGACAGUACACUGGCGAGAGCAGACCUCUGCCCCAGCAACACGUCACCAUCGUGGGGUUCAAGCGUCAUGUACAAUCUCAAAACUCACUUCGAGCCCCAGUUCAAGUGACAGUUCUGGGCAAUGACGCCAAGGAUCACCGACUCCUGGUCAAGUUCGGAGAGGAUCUGCGGCAGGAUCAGAGGAUACAGCAGUUGUUUGUGUUGAUGAACCACCUGUUGCGUGAGGAUGCUGCUGCUAGCCGAAGUGGACUCUCAGUGGACACUUACAUGGUUUCUCCCUUAAAUAGCAGGCUUGGUGUGAUUGAGUGGGUGGAUAAAACUAUUCCCUUGCGUCAUUUUAUGGUGAGAGGUAAAGAACUAGAAGAUAAAAA